AUGAAGCUGGUGCUCACCCUACAAUCUGAAGACAACGAUGACAAGCGAUAGCAGUGCGAAACUGUUUCAGAAGCUGAAGCCAUAUGUCUAUAUUGUGUUGCUGCAGUUUGGUUAUGCAGGGAUGUACGUAAUCUCUGCGGCAACACUCAAGAACGGCAUGAACCAUUAUGUUCUGGUUGUGUAUCGUAACGUUGUGGCUGCCGCAAUCAUUGCCCCGUUCGCACUAUGGUUUGAGAGGGAGAAAAGGCCAAAGAUCACUCCCCUCAUCUUCCUCAAGAUUGUUGCCCUCGCGGUCCUUGAGCCUGUGUUAGAUCAGAAUUUUUAUUACAUGGGAGCUAAGUUGACGAACGCAAGCUUUUCUGCUGCGUUUUACAACAUAUUACCAGCAAUUACUUUCACAUUGGCCAUUAUUCUAAGAAUGGAGAAGAUAAAUAUUAGACGAAGACGUAGCCAAGCAAAAGUAAUUGGAACAGCAAUAACGGUUGUUGGGGCCAUUUUAAUGAUACUAUACAAGGGCCCCAUCGUUCAUUUUUUCUGGACCAAGGGACGAGCCCACCACAUUAAUGUCGCUGCUGCCGGUACCCAAGCCGGAACCACGAACUGGCUUAAAGGUACCUCCAUGUUGUUCGUCAGCUGCAUCAGCUGGUCUUUGUUCUUCAUCGUUCAGUCCAACACGUUGGAAUCAUACCCUGCAAAGCUGACACUGACAAUUUUGAUAUGCGCCAUUGGCGCCUUGCUCAGCGCAACGGUGGCAUUGGUGGUGGAGCGUGGUAGCGCUAAGCCAUGGAUCAUUGGUCUUGACAUGAGGCUCUUCACAGCAGUCUACUCUGGUAUAGUUUGCUCCGGUGUAGCUUAUUAUGUACAAGGGAUUGUUAUGCAAGAGAGAGGUCCUGUUUUCGUCACUGCCUUCAAUCCUCUUUGCAUGAUCAUAACUGCUCUUAUGGGAUCCAUCAUUUUAGUAGAGGAAAUACCUCUUGGAAGGGUUCUUGGGGCAGCAGUUAUAGUGAUAGGCCUUUACUCCCUCAUAUGGGGAAAGGGCAAUGAUCAUCUUGCCUCUUCAUCCAACAAUGGUGGGAAGAAUGGAGUGACGGAGCUCCCCAUGGCUAUGGGGACAACCAAUGGCACAAGGAUGGAAUUUGCUGGGGGCCCUACACUCAUCGAGAUUCCGGCAAUUAAGAACCCAUGAGUCUUAGCUGUAAUAGCACAGCUGAUGAGUUUAGAGGAUUGAGGUUCCCUGUUUCUCUGCAAUUGUUAGAUUAGGGAAGGGGCUUUUGUAGUCAUAGGACUCAAUGACUCAAAGGCAAUUGUUGUUGUUAAUGUGUGCAAGUUUGAAUAAACUAACAAAUGUUGAUGUAAUUGUGGCAAAAAAUGUUAAUAGAGCUUAGAUGAAGAGUGACUAAAGUUGA
Phalaenopsis equestris is the source of this 1406-nucleotide messenger RNA. RefSeq names its product WAT1-related protein At4g08300-like. Gene Ontology annotation, cellular component: plasma membrane. The transcript is spliced from 7 exons. NCBI's taxonomy places the organism in Eukaryota, Viridiplantae, Streptophyta, Magnoliopsida, Asparagales, Orchidaceae. The record is from RefSeq and is a predicted model, not a curated record. The coding region runs from base 38 to 1186 and encodes 382 amino acids. Gene Ontology annotation, molecular function: transmembrane transporter activity.